Molecule: messenger RNA, 393 nt
Organism: Baudoinia panamericana UAMH 10762
Lineage: Eukaryota; Fungi; Ascomycota; Dothideomycetes; Mycosphaerellales; Teratosphaeriaceae
Exons: 1
Coding region: 119-352 (77 amino acids)
Source: RefSeq, a predicted model, not a curated record
AGAUCAUGUUCUCCGCGUAGACAUUAUGGCUGGUGUCGAACAUUAUUGGAGCUAACGAAGUAAUAGUCUCGGUAGUCGUGGCUCAAAAGACGCAGACGGCUUGCUCUACUGUAACCUAAUGAUGAACGCCAGGGCACGGUGCCGACCCGCGCCCGUUGACUCAGCUGUCAUGGCCAUUAGCGGGACCGUGCUGAGUGCGGCCACCGAGACGCCAAGUCUUGUUCCGGCAUGCUUGAAAAGGACUUGCACUGGAGCAUGUGUCUGCGGCGAAGCAGAACAACCUGCCGAAGUAAGCGGUCAUCGAGAGAACAUCAUCGGACACCUACGAUGUGAUCGACAGCGGCAGAGGUGAAGAUCAGCAACGCGUGGUUUCCACGAGCAAGCACGUACGAG